This is a messenger RNA of Cynara cardunculus var. scolymus (artichoke), 1365 nucleotides long. RefSeq lists its product as uncharacterized. The record is from RefSeq and is a predicted model, not a curated record. The coding region runs from base 123 to 1136 and encodes 337 amino acids. The transcript is spliced from 10 exons. Lineage: Eukaryota; Viridiplantae; Streptophyta; Magnoliopsida; Asterales; Asteraceae.
CCUAAUUCGUACAAGAAUAUGCACAGGCUGCUGCCAAAUUUCUACAGCGAUUAGGUUUGGAUUCAGUUUAUCAGAGAGACCAAAUUGGGGGAAAUUGAAUUAGGGUUUUUAUCAAGAAGUCGAUGAUGUCGGAGCACAGCAGCACGGUUAGUACGGCAGGCGGACCGGAUUUUAACCUACCGGACGAGAUACUGUCUGUGAUCCCCACGGAUCCUUACGAUCAGUUAGAUCUUGCUCGGAAGAUCACUUCAAUGGCGCUUGCAUCACGCGUUUCUAAAUUGGAGUCGGAGGCAGGGAGGUUGAGGCAUAAGUUGAACGAGAAAGAUCGGGUUAUAAUGGAACUCGAAGGAAAAGUCUCCGAGCUUCAACAAACAUGUCAUAAUGUUCAAUUGCGGUUGCAGAUUACACUUGAAGACAAUUCGAAACUUGUGGAGGAGAGAGAUUCGUUGGCUAUGGCUACUAAGAAGUUAGGGCGCGAUUUAUCUAAGCUGGAGACUUUCAAGCGACAAUUAAUGCAGUCAUUGAAUGACAAUGAUUCGACUCAAGCAACAACUGUAGAUAUAGGCACCUAUGAUCAAUCUGCUCCCAGAGCAUAUCCCGUUAAAGAAGAGGAGACAAAUGGCUAUAGAAGGCACCACUCUUUUAGUGGUUCUAUAGAUGGUGGAAACAUCCCUGAUGACGCCUCAAAGCAUGCUGGUCAAAGGUUUUCUAUGACACCGUAUAUCAGUGCACGAGUAACUCCAACUGCAACUCCCAAGACGAUCUCUGCGACUGUAUCUCCCAGAAGAUAUUCUGCUUCUGGUGCUACAUCCCCAACAAAAAUUCAAUACGAAGGGCGUACUACGCUGUCAUCAUGGUAUUCAUCAAGCCAACAAUCUUCUGCUGGAAACUCUCCUCCUCGUGGUCCCCCAUUACCAGGCCGUACCUCUAAGAUUGAUGGAAAGGAGGUCUUCCGUCAAGCAAGGAGCCGUCUAUCUUAUGAGCAGUUCAGUGCUUUUCUGGCAAAUAUAAAGGAAUUAAAUGCUCAAAAACAAUCUCGUGAGGAGACUCUGAGGAAGGCAGAAGAAAUAUUUGGUACUGAUAACAAGGAUCUUUAUCUGUCGUUUCAAGGUCUGCUAAACCGCAACAAGCAAUGAAGAUAUCGUUGGUGGAUAUAUAUUUUAUUUAUGAGUGUUUAUGGCAAAGAAUCUAUGGAAAUGAAGUCGUAAGGAUUAAAUGAAGUAAUGGGAAGCUAAAGGUCUGUAUAGGUUUAGUUUUUGGCUAUUUCAUGCCUGUAUGAAAUAUAAGAUACUAGAUAUCUUAUCUGCAAUUCUGCACUGUGCACCUUAAUUCAUGACAUGAUGAUCCAUUGACUGUUUCAGUUUU